AUGGAUACUGCGUUCCGACUUUUCAAAUUUUUUACCGGAAGAGCUUCCAAUGCGAAUGCACGGCGGCCUACUAACCCCAACGAAUAUGCCUCGUCGCGGGGACCAUUCCGCCCAACCUACUAUCGGUUUCCAAUCCGAAAACCAUUGACAGAUGUGGAGGCCCAAAAGAUGUAUAAUCACAUUCGGACCGUGGCAUGGUGGCUAGAUGCACUUCCAUUUCUGACCAACGCAGGUUUACCAUUCAAGGUCGGUGUGGACGACAUUAUCAGUGCAUUUCCCGUCUGGGGUGACAUUGUCGGAACCGUACUCUCACUGUAUCAAGUAUAUCUUAGUUGGGUAUUUGGUGUACCUAUGGCUAUUUUUGUGCGAAUGAUAGUAAACGUGGUCAUUGACUUGUUUAUUGGAAUCGUACCGUUUUUCGGAGAUGCACUUGACGUGCUUUUCAAAGCCAAUCUUCGUAAUCUCGACCUUCUUGAAGACUGGCUACUCAAGGAUGCACCCUAUAGAAUCGCAUUGAUGCCCAAUAGAGAGUUUCUUCCUCGUAAGACGGCCGCUGGAGUACCCAAAAAUGACGCACGAAACAAAUAUCGCAACAGGUCCAAAACAACACGUAUGGAUGAUAGAUACGCCCCUCCAGAUCUCGAUUAG
Messenger RNA from Rhizoctonia solani, 648 nucleotides. RefSeq lists its product as uncharacterized. The record is from RefSeq and is a predicted model, not a curated record. The coding region runs from base 1 to 648 and encodes 215 amino acids. The transcript is spliced from 7 exons. NCBI's taxonomy places the organism in Eukaryota, Fungi, Basidiomycota, Agaricomycetes, Cantharellales, Ceratobasidiaceae.